AGGUGGUUGGUGAAGAAGAAGACGGCUGCGGAGGCAAGAUUUAUUAUUCUUUCGCCCUUGGCCUCAGUGGAGAUUCUCUAGCGUCAACUCCACCACCGGCUGUUCUCGCCUGUACGAUACAUAGAACGGUCACCUGGUUGUCGGGUGAUCUCAACAAGGCUUGCAUUCGUCCACGGUAACUACCACGGUGGCCAGCUUGGGGCGAGGCGCACAAACCUGCAAAUUGCAUCUGAACAGAGUGUUGACACCCUGCUGCAACUACAGAAGCUUCAAUGGUCGAACUCUACGUGCGACAGAUUGCAGACCGCGGCAGUAAUGUCGACACAGUGAUAUACGUCGAGGCAGAUUCGAAGGCACUACACGCACCUUCGAAGCCUUCUAGCUUUUCCUUUGCGUCCAUUCCACGUACAUACCCCGGGGAUGCGGCUCAAGAAGAUGCUGAUUUCUCGACAGAGUUUCGAUAAAUUCUGAGCAGACCCUCCUGCUUCCCCAGCCCUGACAUGUGCGCUACGCACUUAGCCUCACAGCUUCCCUCGCCGCUAAUGUCCUUUGGACUCCACAAUAUGCAUGCCGAUCGUACUCUGAUUCGCCCAUCUCAGUUUCUGACGUUUCGCCGCAGUACCCGCUCAGUUUUGCCGCGAGAUUGCCGUGCAGCUAUGCAGAGCUUGUUGCCGGCUCGACCAUUCAUGAAGCGUGCGCAUACCGGCGUGUUGGUGCAUGCGUGGCGUAAUUUGCAGCUGUCAUCUUGCUUGUUGUUGCCUUAUCGUGCACUUGUGAGACGUGGGUGUAUAUGAGCGCAAGCCGCGCAAAUUUGUCUACAAAAGGGGCGUUGGUUGCCUGAACCUCAC
Molecule: messenger RNA, 848 nt
Organism: Baudoinia panamericana UAMH 10762
Lineage: Eukaryota; Fungi; Ascomycota; Dothideomycetes; Mycosphaerellales; Teratosphaeriaceae
Exons: 1
Coding region: 273-464 (63 amino acids)
Source: RefSeq, a predicted model, not a curated record